GUAAAUUAGGAGACUUCCAUUUCCAUAUACCCAAAGGCUCUGGUUGCAGGAUAAGAUAGGACCUGCAAGCAAACGGAUAGUGCGAGCAAAGCUUCAACAAUGGCGAUGAGCUUAUCGUGCGCCUCAUCCAUCUUCACCCCCAAAAAACCUUCUACAACACCACUCACCUUCAAUUUCACCUCUCAUCCACCUUCAGUUUCAUCUUCAUUCCUCCGAUUCACUUCUCAAUCGUGCACCAGACCCUUAUCCUCAUCCACAAUUGUCCCUAAACUUUCGCAGACUGAAGCUCCAUCCGUUGAGUCGGAAGCUGAAGCUGUUGAAGUCCAGCAGGAACCUGAAGCUGUUGAAUUUGAGCAGGCAGAACAAACCCUAACCACAACUGAAUCCAAAGGAGAAGAUGUAUUCGCCGUUGUUAUGAUUGGGGGCAGACAGUAUAUAGUAUUUCCAGGGCGGUUUCUGUACACUCAGAGGCUCAAGGGUGCCAAUGUUGACGAUAAAAUUAUUUUGAACAAGGUGUUACUCGUUGGCACAAAAAACAGCACAUAUAUCGGAAAGCCAAUAGUGCCUAAUGCUGCUGUACAUGCAGUAGUGGAGGAACAGGGGCUUGACCCGAAGGUGGUGGUCUUCAAGUACAAGAAGAAGAAGAAUUACAGGAGAAAUAUUGGUCACAGACAGCCAAACACUCGAAUUCGGAUCUUGGGUAUCACAGGCUAUCAAGAUUCCCCAGCAUCUACUCUCCCCUGAUAUGUUGCUUACUUUCUACGAAGUUUCAUUUAGGAACUUGUGCUGUUCUUUUGCGGUUUGUUUUACAUCUUUGUAAUUGAGAAAUACUUCAAUUGUUAUUAGUCUAGCUGCAUAUUUUCCCUCUAAACUAAGAUUUCCAGCAUGAUCACGGUGUGUUUUAACGUUUUAUACGCACCAUAAUCUACAACUAUUACAGUCAACUGUCUUGU
Helianthus annuus (common sunflower) is the source of this 953-nucleotide messenger RNA. Its product is annotated as 50S ribosomal protein L21, chloroplastic. The record is from RefSeq and is a predicted model, not a curated record. Lineage: Eukaryota; Viridiplantae; Streptophyta; Magnoliopsida; Asterales; Asteraceae. Gene Ontology annotation, molecular function: structural constituent of ribosome; RNA binding. Gene Ontology annotation, cellular component: ribosome. Bases 100 to 744 code for a protein of 214 amino acids. Gene Ontology annotation, biological process: translation. The transcript has 5 exons.